Molecule: messenger RNA, 4116 nt
Organism: Mycena indigotica
Lineage: Eukaryota; Fungi; Basidiomycota; Agaricomycetes; Agaricales; Mycenaceae
Product: AAA-12 domain-containing protein
Exons: 10
Coding region: 1-4116 (1371 amino acids)
Molecular function (GO): 5'-3' DNA helicase activity
Source: RefSeq, a predicted model, not a curated record
AUGAAACUUUCCGCGACGAACCUCUCUAAGUACCACUUCAACUCCUGCGACCUCUACCUGCACAACACAUAUCAUGGCAACGGACAUGACUCGCCUGUCGGUCAUUCAGAAAGCACUCAAGCACACUUUCAGCGAGGGAUUGACUGGGAACGGGCGUGUCUAAUGCCUUACUUGGAUGCCCAAGAUCUGUUGUUGACCAUCCCCCCGCGCCCUAUAGACGGCGGCAUACUGGUGGAGCACAUCAAGGCGGAUAGUAGGGAGCAUUUCUUCAUGGCUGGAGUCGAGUUUUUACCUCCAAUGGUCGACUUCCGAGGGCGCUUUUGGGAAGAAAAAAAUGACCCUGUCACUUUUGGGCUUGCGAAGCCUGACCUGAUUGAGAUUAUGCGGAUAGGAGAACACAUAGUCUGGCGUGUCGUUGACGCCAAAGCGGCCAAGGCAGUCAAGACGUCGCACCAUGUGCAAGUUUACUUCUACCACCUCUGUUUAAGCUUUCUAUUGCCGUCGCCGCUGUUCAAGCCGGCAGAGGACGCAGCUAUAUGGCUUCCUCCCGCAAAUGGAUUCGAUGCUCAGACUCGCCCCUCUAUGGCGGACCUGCAUAGCAUUAAAAUCAGUCUCCUCGCGCAAUCGCUGGACAAAUUCCUUUUCCGAAAUUUGCCUAAGAUUGUCUUCAGGCCACGGGAAGAAAUCCAGUGGCAUUUUAAUCCUUUAUGUCGAGACUGCCCAUUUGAAGCAAACUGCAAGCAGCUUACCAUCGUUGAAGGACGUUUUGGUACCAUACCAAAUAUCUCCCCAGACCAGGUCGAGGUUCUUCGGGGUAUAGUGAGAAAGUCUCAAGUCGACAAUCAGCACCGCACCACGGAUAUAGAAGAUCUCCACCAUCUCCUAAGUAACAAUGAGAUGAGACGAUUGGAUCCCAUUGCGGCCAAGAAGGCGAAGCGCAUUCUUGCCAUGCGUAAAUCAUCGUUGACUAGCCCCAUUCUGGAGGCAGCGAAAAGUCACACAGUGACGGUUAUACCGCGACGCAAUGUUACCCUUCCUCGACACGAAGAUGUCUCAGUGGUCAUCUCUGUUGUCAUCGACCCAUCGACCUCCAAACAAACGAUUGCUUUUUUCUGCAUAUCUGUCUUCUCCUCUAUUCCGGCCAUCGCGUGCAAGUCAGUCAGCGGGCUCGAAUCCGCCUUCAUUGAAAACCUUGCCUCCUUGCUCAAGGAAAUUUUGGCUGUGGAGCCUGCGCCGCUCACGCAGAUAUAUGUGUUCUCGAGCAGCGAGGAGGAUGUGAUCAGAGCCUAUUUGAUUAAAGCUGCGUUGACGGCCUCGUCAGUGUCUGAGAACAAUUUACGGCUUUGCCUCGGGGCUAUUGUCGAAGGAGCGGCGUUAUUGGAAACCAACUUCCAGCCAUCGAUUAUCUCUCAGGUUGCGAAUAUUCUGCGGUUCAAUCAGAAUCAAUUCCCGCGGCCGAUGCUCGAAUCUCUUGCGAAACGCAUGAACCUGCCUGGCACUGGUACUAUGAUGGAAAUACGCUCACAAAUUCAAGCCAAACUGAAAACCCAGACACCUGCGAGUGAUAUUGAUGACAGACGCACGGAGAUGGGCCAAUUACCGUGUGUUGUGGUGCUCAAAAAGGAAAUAGAGGGUCUUCUAGCAUUGCCUGUUCCAGGCUAUUGGGAUCUAUCCGACUGUGCGCAAGCACUCUUGCCUCCCGAGUCAGAUGACCGCGUGUGUCCGACUGAGCAAGACAUUUUUGCGACAUACCGUCGUGAUGCUAAACCAGAUACGCUUCGCGAGCGCUUGGAGCAACGCAACGCAAGCAUACAUGCUGUUCUGCGGGAGACGAGGCGCCGUGUCAGUAACUCUCAGGGUGCAGCAACCUUUGUCAACCUGGCUAAACCUCUGAGGACAAACUUUCUCGAUAUUUGCUAUGAGCCUAAUCUACGCAAGCUCUUCUUCAUGCAGCAAUUUGAGGUCCUUGCCAAGCUCUCUGAAAUGUGGAAAUCACGCAUCGAUGGGUGUCCGGAUGCACCAGUGCUUGAGUACAAGAUUGAGGAUAGCAACACUGAGAAUCAUGUGUUUUAUCUCAUCUCGGGCAAUAUUGACGCCAGUGGAUCCAAGAAUCAACUAUUCGAUUAUGUGCUUGCCGAAGAUGACAAUGGAUCAAUUCCCCCUGAGACGUUCUUCGACGACCUGAGCCUCUUGGGAUGUCGUUUCCCUAUCGACAACUCAGACAUUAAAGCUGAACAGUGGGACACACAGAACCCCAUUGUAAUCGAAAAGCUCUGUAUCGCUGGUGUCCAUGAUAUUCGGGUAUUAUUGGGACGGACGAGAGUGGUGUUAAAAUUAUGGGGCCAGUCCAAUACUUUACUCAAGGGGGGGGCACACUAUCGCCUGUCGCCACGACUAGUUGAUUUCAACACAAAGAAAGUGUUGUCGACACUCUUGGAGCUAGAUAUCAAAUUAACUAUUAAUCCUACUGACAUUUCCUUCCUGCAGCUCAUCGUGGACCCCAGGACAUUUGCCAAUGAUGCCGAGUUUCACCAGCGCGGGCAGCAGCUGGCCCGGAUAGAGGCGACCAUCCAGAAUAACCUGAGUAUGUUAAGCAACUCACAUGGACCAGAGCACCAGUCCAGCGCACUUGUACUCAAGGCAAGCCAGCAUCGCGCGGUCCAGCGUAUGCUCUCCAACCGUCUUUCCGUGCUGUGGGGACCACCAGGAACGGGCAAGACCCAUACGAUUGCGCUUGCGCUGCUGCGCCUGCUUCAGUCGUACCAUCGCCUUGGAGAUCGGCGCCAGCGCAUUGUGUUCAUUACGGCCAUGACGCAUGCUGCAAUCAACGCUAUCGACAAGAAGUUAAAGCAUCUUAUGGCAUGCUACAAGUCCAUUGACGCAUAUCCUGUCGAGUGGCUUAAUCAUGUGCAACUCGAACGUGUUUCACGUGGUUACGACCAUGCACCACCGCCUGCUAAUAGCACUAGCAUGUUUUACCUGGGGACCAUCUACCAGCUGUAUGCUUUCUCGACGCGAUCAUCAUUUCAAGUCGAUAUGUGUGUGAUCGAUGAAGCUGGACAACUCGCCCUGAGCUCUGCUGCGCUCAUCCUUCGCAACCUUGGGCCGCAGGGCAGAAUCGUAGCUGCAGGAGACUCUCAUCAACUUGCGCCCAUUUUAAAAGGGGUAUAUCCGAACCAUUUUUUAUUCGGCUCGGUUCUCGACUGUUUGAUGCAGUCCUCCGACCUUCUUGCAAACUCGUCAUCCGACAUGGGUGUUUCCGAUUCGGCUCUGGAGUCAGACUCGGAGGGCCCCGUUGUGCAAUUAACAGAAAAUUUCCGUUUGAACCCAGAUCUGGGAAGAUUCAUCGAGACGAUCUAUCCUCGCGCAUUCAAGCCACAGAAACUUCAGUCUGCUCAACUAGGGGCACUCCUCAGCACACUCGAGAACGAUAUAGACGAUGACACCAACCAGAGCAAGUUUGAAGUCAUGCGCAAUGUCCGCAAGUACCUCCUUGACUUGGCUCUUGUCAUGAAGGGCGGCACUCCUCCUGCGACUUUGAAGGUGCCACGUGUACUGGAUCCCGGCAACGCCACUGCUCGUGCGAUUUCGCUUGCAUUAAUUCGCCUACAGGGGACAACUCGUUACGCAGCUGGGAUUGGAUAUGAAGCACAUGUGCGGGGCGAAGCCGUGUUGGCCGCGGCACUGGUCACCUCCCUGCAACGCUGUUGUCCUGACGAGGACAUCUUCGUUGCUGUUCCCUAUCGCAUCCAACGACAAUUAGUCAUGAAAGCUUUAAAGGGCAGAGUAAAGAGUCACGGGGAACAAGUAGAAGGCGUCGUUGUCGACACCGUAGAGCGUCUGCAAGGCUCCGAAGCAGGCUUUGUGAUUUGCCUUUUCUCACUUCCGUCUUCCGCAGCUUCCAAGCUACCUUUCUUGCUUGAGCGAAGGCGAUUGAACGUCGCCAUCAGUCGCGCGAAGACGCUCUGCAUUUUCGUCUCGUCAUCAACUGUUUUAGAACCGCCCGUUCAUGUCCUUGCCAACGAGGGGACCGCGAAGGCAUAUGAGUUCUUGCAGGAAUUUGAGCAUCGCGCUUGGUCAUCGACGAUCAAGGUAAACGUGGACGGGCUACACUAG